CGCGAUUUAGACAGUUGAGUAAUCAUUCAUGCCAUUAACUGGGUCGUACCUCGUGUGUCCCAACGGCACUUUGAGAAGCUUUCUCUGCUUUGCGUGUGGCCGCCGUAGCAUUAGUCAGUGCCGAUGCCGAUAUAUCGGCACUGUCAGCAGCCUUGUCAGUAAGAUAGCGAGGAUCCCGACAAGCCCGUAUUGCAAAUGCUAGAUGGUGCGAAGGAUUUUUAAAAUACAUAUAUCUAUAAUCGCCUGACUUGAGAUAUCCCGAAAGGCGUUGGAAGGACGGAUUACUGUAUAUACGAAGACGAAGAACGCGCAAGGAGUCGCACAGGCGACGACCAUAUAACUGAUCCGGAGCUCGAAUCCCAUCUCCAGCAAUAUGGCCUUCUCACUGGCGAUGCCCUGGAACGAGGGCGAGGAGAAGAUGCAGCACCUGCUCCGCGUCCCGGAACUUGACAACCCAACCGCUACUAUGCUCACGCCCCAGGCAUCCUUCAUGCUCGAACGCGGCCCUCUCCUCGCUCUGGGCACCUUGGACUCACAAUCUCGUCCAUGGACUACGCUCUGGGGUGGUUCAGUGGGGUUCUCUGAGCCCUUGGGUGGUGGCCUCAUCGGCACUCGGACGCUUGUCGAUGGCAAGAACGACCCCGUUGUGCAGGCACUAGUCGGUAGUGCCGAGAAGGGUGAGAUGUUACAACUAAAGGAUGGAGGCAAGAUACUUUCGGGUUUGGCGAUCGAUUUAAUGACCAGAAAGAGAGUGAAGAUUGCUGGUAGAAUGGUGGCGGGGACUGUGAAGGAGGUAGACGUUAAGGUGGAAGGCGAUGCAGACAAGAAACAGGAUCAAAUACAGCUCAUCACCAAAAUCGACCAGAGUUUGGGCAACUGUCCGAAGUAUUUAAAUGAAUACAGCAUCAGCCAGGCGCUCGUAACCUCAAGGGUCCUUUCCCAAGGGCCCUCAUUAUCGGAUGAGGGGCGAGCCUUGAUAUCAAAGUCAGACAUGUUCUUCCUCUCCACAAGUACCGAGAUCGACGCCGAUACUAAUCACCGUGGAGGACCUCCUGGUUUCGUACGAAUAAUCUCGUCCACCCAAAUCAUUUAUCCCGAAUACUCAGGCAACCGCCUGUACCAGUCGCUCGGCAACCUACUAAUGAACCCCAAGAUAGGCGUCACAUUCCCGGACUACGAGACCGGCAACAUCCUCUACAUCACCGGAACCACAGAGAUACUCGUUGGUGCAGAUGCCGCAAGCCUACUUCCGGGCAGCAACUUAGCGGUCAGGAUCAGCAUUGAGGAAGCACGAUUUGUAGAGGCUGGACUGCCCUUUAGGGGCGUGAGAAAGACGCCUAGUCCAUACAACCCACUUGUACGCACGCUCGCGUCGGAGGGAAAUAUCAAGGCUGCUUUUUCAGCGCCGGGAAGUGAGCGGCAAACCGCGCGGCUAGUCAAAAAAGAAGCAAUCGGGGAAUCCGUGGCGCGGUUCACUUUCUCAGUGUCAGGGGGGAUUGACUACCAGGCAGGCCAAUGGAUCGCCCUAGACUUCAAGGAAGAACUUGACAUCGGCUACGAACACAUGCGCAAUGAUGAUCCAACGAGUCUAAACGACGACUUUGUGCGUACUUUUACAAUUUCCUCGUUUCCGAAGUUGCAAGGUGGAAAGGAGAAAGACUUCGAGAUGACGAUACGAAAAGUUGGGCCUGUGACGGGAUAUUUGUUCCGCCAAAACGAGCGUGCUGGGUUCGAGGUCCCGAUUUUGGGAGUUGGCGGCGAGUUCACGAUUAAGCAGGAUAGUGGACAAGGGGUGACGCCGUUUAUCGCUGGAGGUGUAGGCAUCACGCCGCUCCUCGGGCAACUUCCUAACGUUGAUUUGUCUUCGGGCAAGUUCAAGCUUCUCUGGACGCUUAAACUGGCGGAUAUCGAUCUGGCUGUCGAUAUACUGCAACGACAUCCCGCGCUUGCCAAGUGCACCGCCUUAUUCUUCACUACUAUUAUAUCUUCAAGGAGUACGGAUGAGAAGAUGGGAAAGCUAGAGGCGAUGGGUGUCCAGGUUGAGAAGAGGAGAUUGGCAAAGAGCGAUGUUGAGGAGAUUGGGGCAGACACAUGGUACUUAUGCGCAGGGAAGCCGCUGAGGAAGGCGAUGUUGUCUUGGCUGCCGGGCAAGAAUGUUGUAUUUGAGGAUUUCGACUACUAGAUUUGCUUGAAUAGAAUUACUCCUUAAGAGGGUGCAAUAUGCUUCACACCAUAGCCAACUUAUUCACCGUUAGGUCUAUUUUACAGGUUGUUUAGGGUUCCAGGCUUUGAAUACUGUUCCUCACGAAAUCUCCCGUGCAUCAUUUUGGUAUGCUAUUUCUGUUUGGCCGUCUGCAGAUUCUUGCGGCUACCUUGCCUGUCGGCUUCAUGGUACCAAACGCAUACUCUUUCAAGCGGGGGUCUGUCUUGUGCGCGCCUUUCAAAUCAAGCACCUCGCACUCGAAUACUCCUAAUAAUACUGCUAGUGUUACAAUGCCGAUGUUCCUCGCAAAGUGACGCCCAGGACACUUGUGCUCGCCGCCGCCGAACGAGGUCCAGUUACCAGCCAACCCAACAUCGCUGAAUCGCUCGGGCUUCCCUUUCUCCGCAACAAUGU
Messenger RNA from Cucurbitaria berberidis CBS 394.84, 2617 nucleotides. RefSeq names its product oxidoreductase-like protein. The transcript has 3 exons. Gene Ontology annotation, molecular function: oxidoreductase activity. Bases 374 to 2182 code for a protein of 602 amino acids. The record is from RefSeq and is a predicted model, not a curated record. NCBI's taxonomy places the organism in Eukaryota, Fungi, Ascomycota, Dothideomycetes, Pleosporales, Cucurbitariaceae.